Messenger RNA from Papilio machaon (common yellow swallowtail), 1816 nucleotides. RefSeq names its product synaptotagmin-10. Lineage: Eukaryota; Metazoa; Arthropoda; Insecta; Lepidoptera; Papilionidae. Gene Ontology annotation, cellular component: membrane. Gene Ontology annotation, molecular function: calcium ion binding; calcium-dependent phospholipid binding; clathrin binding. The coding region runs from base 281 to 1591 and encodes 436 amino acids. Gene Ontology annotation, biological process: cellular response to calcium ion; regulation of dopamine secretion; regulation of calcium ion-dependent exocytosis. The record is from RefSeq and is a predicted model, not a curated record. The transcript is spliced from 11 exons.
CAGUUAUUUAUAUAGUUGUUUGUUUUAGUUAAUUGUUUGGGACGUGAUGACCUCUUGUUAACGUGACCUCAGAGGUCUUAUAAUACGAAAACAGUUCUAUAGGAACAUUAAAAGUUAAGCUAUUUGUCUAAUAGAGAAAUUUACAGCGUACUUACUUACUUUAGUGUUUGUACUGUGGAUACAUAAAUUCGGAGGUGCGUGGGUGCCAAGAGGUUUGGAGAGUGAAUCGGGCGUGCGCGGCACAUCCCUUGAUUACGUGGCGGCUGUGUUACUGGGCGCGAUGGCGGCAGUGCUACUAGCAGCUGUCGGAUACCACUGCGCGGCCACGUGGAGGUGGCUAAUGGGCAGAUGUUUCCGCAGGUCGCGGCGUGAGUCACAGGAUAGCAACUGUGACUCGCAGUCGCGGCAGGCUGCGAUCCGCAUCAGCCACUCACUGCCCGACCUGCAGACUGAGCCGCUCAAACAGGAGUACGUACAGGAACACAAGGAUGCCGGGAAAAAGGUGCUCCGUCAGACGACGCUGCCGAUUGUGCCCACACGCCACCAGACCUUUCAACGUCAACUCUCCCAUCGACUGGACCUGCCUUCCAUACAGUUCAGCAUCUGCAGCUUGGAGCGCGCUGAUUCAUCUAUUGGAUUGAUAAAGCCGGAGCUGUAUAAGAACGAACUGGUGCGACAAUCAUCUACUGACAGCGGGGAGCUGGAGUUCUGCGGCAAGCUGCACUUCGCUCUCAAAUACGAUCAGGAAGUUGAAGCGCUUGUGGUUAAGAUAUUCGAAGCACGCGACCUACCAAUCAAGGACGUAUUGGGAAGUAGCGAUCCCUACAUCAAGGUCUUCCUGCUCCCUGACCGCAAGAAGAAAUUCCAGACCAAAGUGCACCGCAAGAAUCUCAACCCGGUCUUCAAUGAAACUUUCUUGUUUAGCGUGCCAUACGAGGAAUUACGUCAGCGCUACCUCCAAUUCUCGGUGUACGACUUCGACCGCUUCAGUCGGCACGAUCUGAUUGGCCACGUGGUGCUUAAAGGUCUACUGGAAUCCGCCGAUCUUACGCAGGAGAUCGAAUAUACCAUGAACAUCCUUGCCGCGCCUCAGGAGAAGAAGGAUUUGGGCGAGUUGAUGCUAUCCCUUUGCUACUUGCCUACUGCUGGUCGACUCACUGUAACUGUCAUCAAAGGCAGAAAUUUGAAAGCUAUGGAUAUAAAUGGGUCGUCGGAUCCAUAUGUGAAAAUUUGCCUGAUAUGUCAAGGCAAAAGAAUUAAAAAGAAGAAAACAACUGUGAAAAAGAACACUCUAAGCCCUGUUUACAAUGAGGCUUUGGUCUUCGACUUGCCGUACGAGAAUGUGUAUGACGUCACAUUGCUCGUUAAAGUUAUUGAUUACGAUAUGAUCGGUCCUAACGAGUUGAUCGGUUGUACUGCAAUUGGAUCCUCAUUGAUCGGCAUCGGUCGCGAUCACUGGCUCGAAAUGCUGGAUAAUUCUCGCAAGCCGGUUGCGCAAUGGUACCCUCUCAACAAGAGCCUGCCGACGAACAUCGCUCUACCGUCAAAUGAUCAGCAGAAUGCUGGCUUGAGUUGUUUAAACGUGAGAUGAAGAGAUGGUGGAAAUCUAAGGCGAGAAUAUCACAACUGCAGAAAGACUUGACUUGACAGAUUCUAUUCAAUUUACUAAAUAAGGUUAUCUCGCGAUGCCAAAAAUUGUAACCGUAGGGAAAUUCGUUUAGGAUGAUAAACGGUUGUAUGUCCAUUUAUUGUAGGAAAAGGUUAUACCUUCGGAUAAGUGAUAUUGGAUUGUAGACAGAUAGAAUAUAGAAAGAGA